Messenger RNA from Acanthopagrus latus (yellowfin seabream), 2032 nucleotides. It is a transcript of the gene cltb, whose product is annotated as clathrin, light chain B. Gene Ontology annotation, biological process: intracellular protein transport; clathrin coat assembly; clathrin-dependent endocytosis. Gene Ontology annotation, cellular component: clathrin coat of trans-Golgi network vesicle; synaptic vesicle membrane; plasma membrane. The record is from RefSeq and is a predicted model, not a curated record. NCBI's taxonomy places the organism in Eukaryota, Metazoa, Chordata, Actinopteri, Spariformes, Sparidae. Bases 436 to 1101 code for a protein of 221 amino acids. The transcript is spliced from 6 exons. Gene Ontology annotation, molecular function: clathrin heavy chain binding; structural molecule activity.
AGCAGCAGCAGCAGCAGCAGCAGUUGUUUCCGUGUUUUGAGCUGACUCUGAAGUCUGACUCCAGAUCAGAUUCAGAGAGCAGACAUGCUGCAGAUGGGCAGCAGAUGGAGACAAACAGUAACAAAAGGAGGACUGGUACCCUCAGGGUGCUGCCCUGCUCCAUCAUCACAGUGGCUGAGCAAGUGAAGAAAUCAUGAAUCAUCAGUGAGGGCCUUAAGUGAAGCUUAGAUUGUUUAUUAACGCCACAUCACGAGUGAUUUCUCUGUUUGCCCUGUCGCACUCAGUCGCCCACUCAGCACAGCUGAUAUCCGGGUGAAUUAUCUGAAUUGUUUAUAUCAGCGUUGUUGAGCUGGUGGCCUCGUUUUGAUGUUGGUGACAUUAGCUAGCUGAGCCUACCAAGCUGAGUUAAACUUGUAAACACUUUUUUUGUGAAAGAUGGCUGACAACGGAGCACACCAGACCGAAGAGGACCCCGCUGCCGCUUUCCUGGCCCAACAGGAGAGCGAGAUAGCGGGGAUAGAGAACGACGGCGAGGGUUUUGGGGCGCUGGAAGGAGCGGACGACCAGCAGUCGCCCGAGCCGGAGCCGGUCAACUACGACGCUUUCGGAGAGGAGCCAGCCACGGUGAAUGGGGACAUGUUCCAGGAGUCCAAUGGCCCAACAGACAACUAUGCAGCCAUCGCCCAGGUGGACAUUCAGAGGCAAGAGCCGGAGAGUCUACGCAAGUGGAGGGAGGAGCAGAAGACACGCCUUGAGGCAUUAGACUCAGCAUCCAAGGCGGCGGAGGCAGAGUGGAGAGAGAAAGCCAAAAAGGAGCUGGAGGAUUGGCAUGUACACCAGAGCGAGCAGAUGGAGAAGAACAAGGCCAACAACAGGAUUGCUGACAAGGCUUUCUACAAACAGCCCAACUCUGAUGUUAUAGGCUUUGUAGCAUCAGAGGAGGCCUUCCUGGCAGAGACCGACGGCGACAGUCCAGGAACCGAAUGGGAGAGGGUAGCCCGCCUCUGUGACUUCAAUCCGAAAACCAACAAACAGGCAAAGGAUGUUUCUCGAAUGCGCUCCGUCCUCAUCUCCCUCAAACAGACACCCCUUGUUCGCUAGAGGAAGGUCGCAGGAAGAAUAUUUGCCUCUUCAGUUUUAACCUCACAUUGCAUCUUUAAGAGUUUUUAUGCCCUUUUCCAUAAAAUUCCUGGUACAUUUAUAACCUUUGGAAACUUCCUUGAUGCCUACUGUAUUGAAUUAAUAUACUUAAACCCACUCUCUCGUGAGAAGAUGAAGGACUACUCUAUUGUUACAACACCCUUGAGAAGGUCAGUUUUAUCACUGCUACACUUAAAAGAAAAUAUUGUUACUGUAAGUUAAAAACAUUUUCCUUCCCUUUUAACUUUUAAAUUGUUACUAGGUUAUCUUUACUGCAUGCCUCUGCCAAUAUUUUGAAUGCACAAUUUAUAGUUGUUUUAUAAAUUUGCAUUUUGGUCGAUGUCAAACACUUACUUAUUAAGCACUGUUGGAUAUUAGAUUGUAACCACUUAUGCCUCUCAUCAGUGUAGAUUUAUGAACACAGUCUUUGUUCACAUUUGAUGUAUGAUAUCCCUAAUACCAUAUUUAAUGUAGCUGUCAUAUUUUUCUCUUUCAAAUGCCUAAGCUUGUGGCCUUUUUGAUGUAGCUCUUACUUGAGUAUUCAGCCAGAUGGAUUUCCUCUUCAAUUAGGCUCAGUUUCAGCAAAAAAAAAAAAAUACAAAUCACAACCAAAGAUCUCUGCAAUCAGCUAAAUUUUCGCACGAUCAACAGCUCGUGCCAUUUUUCUCAUUUCACUGAUUUUUCUCCACAGAAGUUUUAUGCGCCACUUUUUGGGUUACACCAAUAUGUUUUUAAAGAUUUUUUUAAACAACAGUCAGAAAGGUGUCAAUUUCAACAACAAUGUCUGCACAUUGUUUCACAUGUUGCCUAUUUGGACAUUAUGAAUACUGAACAAAAAGUGAAUGUCAAAAGGGAAGUGGAAAAUAAAAACAGCGGAGUGUGAUCACCUGAA